Molecule: messenger RNA, 708 nt
Organism: Ipomoea triloba (trilobed morning glory)
Lineage: Eukaryota; Viridiplantae; Streptophyta; Magnoliopsida; Solanales; Convolvulaceae
Exons: 1
Coding region: 1-708 (235 amino acids)
Source: RefSeq, a predicted model, not a curated record
AUGGAUCUGUACAACUUUCAGAACAUCAAAGCCGAGAAGGCGAGAGCGAUUCUGAGGUACCGGAUGAUGCAGAAGGUCACAAUUGUGUUCCGUUUCGUGGAAUUCUGCAUCUUCCUGAUCGUAUUCUCGAGAUUUUCCGUCCACUUGCCGCCGGCUUUCAAGCUCUCCGGAGACUACUUCAGGGGACUCUCUGUAGCCCUAAUCAGUCCCUGGUUCGUGUUCAUAGUCGGAAACGCCAUAGUCAUCAUUUUGUUCCUCAAAUCGGGGCGAUCUUCCGGGAACAACGGUCCGACGGACGACGGAAAGGCCGAUUUGUACGACGAGUACGUGAAGAAAUGUGCAAAGGAUCAAAGUUUCCAGGAGGAUAAUGGAAGGAUCGAGAAACAGAGGAAACAGACGAGCGUUUGUGUUUCAGGGGAAGAAGUUAAUCCACACACAUAUCAGUCGAAGAAAAGGAAAAUUAAUAGGAGCCAAUCGGAGAGCUGGAGCGUGCAGCGCCGGGAAGAGCCUAGCAAGGAUUUGAAGCGGUCGGUGACGGUGCCUUGCCGGAAAAGUGGGGAGAAAGCGGCGGAGACCGACGAAAUGAGCAGCGAAGAGUUUAGGCGGACGGUGGAGGCUUUCAUUGCUCGACAACAGAGGGCUUUAAGGGAAGAAGAAUUUUCAGUUUUUGUUCCAUGUGAAAAUAGUUAUCAUACUUUGAAUCUUUAG